AUGGCGCGUUUUAAAAGGAUAUUAUUUCCCCCGCUGCUGUUUCUCGCAGUGUUCCUGCCAGGUGUGCGGUGUUUCAGCGAGUUGUUUUUCGUUAAGGAGCCCCGAGAUGCCACGGUCCUGCGUAAAGACCCGGUGAUCAUGGACUGCCAGGCUCAGGGCGAGCUUCCCAUCCAGAUCCGCUGGCUAAAAAACGGAUCACCUGUCCUCGAGUCGGACCGCGUCCACAAACUUACCAACGGCUCGCUCUUCAUCUCGGAGACCGAAAGCCGAAAGGGAGACAAAUCGGACGAAGGGUCGUACCAGUGCCUUGCUCAGAACAAAUACGGAGCUAUCCUGAGCCAGAAAGCUCGCCUGACUAUCGCAAGUAUUUCCACAUUCACCCAGCAGCCUUCCUCCAUAGUAGUGACGGAGGGUUCGGUCGCACGCUUCUCCUGCAAAAUCAGCGCCGUACCUCCACCAAUCAUCACCUGGGAGUUCAACCGAGUCACCUUACCGCUGGCCACCGACAGAAUCACGGUGCUGCCCGGCGGCGUGCUGCAGAUCCAGGGAGUGGACCAGAAAGACGGCGGAAGCUAUCGAUGCGUGGCGACGAACAUCGCCAGCCGGCGCAGGAGCAUCGAAGCCACGCUGACCGUAACCCCAGCUCCGUCCCCCAGAAUCCCCCAGCGGCCGCAGAUCAUCGCCGGGCCGCGGAACGUCACGGUGGCGGCUCACGGGAGCGCCCUGCUAGAGUGCGCGGCGGUGGGAAAUCCCCGCCCGCUGAUCUCAUGGAGCCGCGCCGACCACAAGCCCAUCGACGUCUACAACACCAAAGUGCUCGGGAACGGCAACCUGCUCAUCUCCGACGUCAGGAGGCAGCACGCGGGCGUGUACGUGUGCCGAGCGACCACGCCGGGAACCAGGAACUUCACGCUCGCCGCCGCUAAUAUCACCGUGCUCGAACCGCCGUCUCUGGUGGAGUGGCCGGAGAGUCUGACUCGCCCACGCGCCGGGACCGGGCGCUUCGUGUGCCAGGCCGAGGGCACGCCCACUCCCCGCAUCACAUGGCUCAAAAACGGGGAGGCUGUUCACUCUAACGGACGCAUCAAGAUGUACAACAGUAAACUGGUGAUAAACCAGAUAAUCCCCGAGGACGAUGCGAUCUACCAGUGCCAGGCCGAGAACCAGCAGGGCUCUGUCCUGUCCACGGCGCGCCUCAUCGUGGUGAUGUCAGAGGACCGGCCCAGCGCGCCCAGGAACGUCCACGCCGACACCGUCUCCAGCUCGGCCAUCCUGCUGGCGUGGGAGAGACCGGCGUACAACGCCGACAGAGUCAUCGCCUACUCCAUACACUACAUGAAGGCCGAAGGUCUUAACAACGAAGAGUACCAGGUUGUCAUCGGCAACGACACCACGCGCUACAUCGUCGACGACCUGGAGCCGGCGCAGAACUACACCUUCUACAUCGUGGCGUACAUGCCCAUGGGAGCCAGCCGCAUGUCCGACCACGUCAUCCAACACACACUCGAGGACGUUCCCCUGCGUGCCCCAGAGCUCUCCCUCACCAGCCGCAGCCCCACCGAUAUCCAGGUGUCCUGGCCGCCGUUGGCGCCGAAGCUGAGCCGCGGCCGUGUCUCGGCGUAUCGGCUGUGGUACCGGGCCGGCCCCGAGGGAGCCACCACGCAGCUGGAACUGCCCGGGGACCAGACACGGGUCCUGCUGGAGGCCCUGCAGCCCGACACCACCUACCUGCUCAGGAUCGCCGCCUCCACCAGUAUGGGCUGGGGCGAGCCGUGCGUCUGGACCUCCCACAGGACACCCAAGACCUCCAGCAGACAAGUGCCCCUGGCGCCGGAGCUGCAGUUGGAGCCCCUGAACUGUACGACGCUCGCCGUGCGCUGGCGUUUAUCCGCGGGGAGUCCAGUGGCCGGCCUUCAGGGAUUCAGACUCUUCUACCACGAGGAGAGCCAGCCCGAGAGCGCGCCCAUCCAGAUACCAGCCCACGUCAACCAGCACACCAUCGGAGGCCUCGACCCCAGGAAGAAGUACCAUGUCAAGCUCCUGGCGUUCAGUUUCGUGGGCGAGGGUUACCAGGCCGAUCGCACCAUCAGCACCCCGGGAUGCGUCUCCGUACGCGAUCGUCUGGUUCCUCCUCCCCCUCCGCCGCAUCACGUCUUCGCCCGCGCUAACGGCUCCUCCUCCGUCUUCCUGCACUGGGCCCAGCCUGCCUUCACCGCCGCGCAAACCGUCAACUACACGGUGCGCUGCAACCCGGUCGGCCUCCAGAACGCCUCGCUCGUCCUCUACUUACAGACCGGCGCUCAGAGUCUGCUCGUGAAGGACCUGCAGCCCAACACGCGCUACGAGUUUGCUGUGCGGCUGCACGUGGAUCAGCUGUCCAGUCCAUGGAGUCCCGUGGUGUAUCAGAGCACACUGCCCGACGUCCCAGCUCUGCCUCCUUCUGGAGUUAAGGUCACUCUGAUCGAGGGAGACACGGCGCUGGUGUCGUGGAAAGCACCGAACGAGCCCAACGUCGCCGUGACCCGCUACACCGUCCUGUACGCCUCACGCAAAGCCUGGCUCGCCGGCGAGUGGCAGAUCCUGCAGAGAGAGGGAAGCGUCACCAUGGCUCUCCUGGAGAACCUGCAGCCCGGUAACGUCUACCUGGUCAAAGUCUCGGCGUCUAAUCAGAUGGGAGACGGGCCGUUCUCACCCGCCGUGGAGCUGAGCGUCAGCGCUGACGGACAGCCCGGACACACCCACCGCUCUCACGGCUCCGCCCACGCCACAGUGUUCUCGGAUCUGGACCAGCGCUCCAUGGCGGGUAUCAUCGUGGGAGUGUGUAUCGCUCUAACGUGCAUUAUCCUCUGUGCCUUCAUCCUGGUGUGUCGAGAGAAAGCCAGGAAAUCCUGCACCAGUAAAGUCAUCGGGCCCGGACACGGUCAGGCUCCGCCCACUACUGCUCACACAGCCAAUGAGUAUCAGGCUGAGAGCGCGCACGUCCUGGUGCCCAUGAUGACAGAACACUUCAUCGACGCAAAGGGCGGGACAGAUCUGAUCAUAAACAGUUACGGCCCCGUCAGACCCUCGACCGAGAGGAAGAAGGCGCAGAAGUGGGGUUUGUUUCGGAAGGAUGGGAAGCAGACGCCGCAGUCCCCCGUCUCCUCCUCCGCGUACCAGACGGGCUCGACUCUGCUCUGCUACUCCAUCGGGUCUCCAGGAAGUCCCUCGCUGCAGCAGCCCUCGUCUCUGCAUGCCCUCCUGGGGCCAGCGGGAGGCGACAGCGAGGGCUCUCACUCCAGCGAGGGCAGCCACGAGACCGGCGACUCCGGGCGCUACUCUCACGACGAACACGACCUCGCCAACAUGUCGCCGGGAAGCUCGGGGAGAAGUCCCGGUCACGUGACCACAGAGCACGCGCUGCGUCUCGCCAUCGAACUGGAGGAAGUGACAUCACCGUCUCUCAGUCAGGACUGA
This is a messenger RNA of Clarias gariepinus (North African catfish), 3456 nucleotides long. It is a transcript of the gene prtga, whose product is annotated as protogenin homolog a (Gallus gallus). Gene Ontology annotation, cellular component: axon; plasma membrane. The coding region runs from base 1 to 3456 and encodes 1151 amino acids. NCBI's taxonomy places the organism in Eukaryota, Metazoa, Chordata, Actinopteri, Siluriformes, Clariidae. Gene Ontology annotation, biological process: cell-cell adhesion; axon guidance. Gene Ontology annotation, molecular function: protein binding. The transcript is spliced from 19 exons. The record is from RefSeq and is a predicted model, not a curated record.